AGCCGAGGAGAGAGUGCAAGAUGAGGAGAGGCCUCGGGCGGGGAGAGGCGCGGCUGGGCCCGCCCGCGCCCCCGCGCCGCCCUCCGCCUCUGGGGGCGUUGCCCCCCAUCCGCAACCCGUGCUUUCACGGGAUUUGUCCUGGUGUGUACGCCUUCGCCGGAGUAACGAGAUACCAGGAGGCCCUACAAUCUAGUUGCUGGUUCCUGGGCCAGGGUAAGCGCUGGCCGGGGAAGGAGAAUUCUCAAAGAGUGGGGAUCCACUUCGCGGCCCCGGCGGCCCCCAGCCUUUCACCUCUGCUUUCUGGCUUUCUGCGGGGGAAGCUCGCACGAGUUGAGCGUCCCCUGUGCUCUGAGAGUUACAACGCCUUCUUAUUCGUCCUUACAGCAGCACUUCCAGGUAGUAGAUAGGUAUUAAUGGACCCGUAUUCCGGAUGAGUAAACUGAGAUCCAGAUUAUGAAUUUCUCCACACCCCACACUGCUGGGAUUUGAUUCCAAAUCCAUCCGAUUGCAACGGACUCUUCAUUACAGAGUGGGGAAAUUGAGGCACCAAGAGAUCACAUCACUAAGUCUCCACUGAACUGUGUUUGAACCCCAGCAGUCUGACUAGAGCUCACGUUCUCAUCCACUAAUACAGUCUCUAACAUAAUGGAAACAUCAGCCUUUAAGGUAAAAAGCUGGCCCAGAUGGCAGAGAGGUGUGUGCUGGGGGCAGCCCCUGUCCUUUUGCCUUGGUGAGAACCGGUAAGGAACUCAGGGCAGGCUGUGUAUACAUGGAAUCUCACGUUUCUCUCCAGCUGGUGAUUCCAGAUUGCUGGAUUUGACGGGAAAACAAAACAAAGCAAACAAGAAAAAUGGAAACCAAAUUCCUACAGACUUACCAGCUUUUAAUUUGUGCUCCCUAAGAACAUUCAAAAUGCACCUAUUACCAUCAUCCUUUCACAAAAGAACAUUUGAAUCCUCAAAACAGGAAGGAUACCAGAAAUGGGCCUCUGCUGCCCUCUAAUGGAGGGAAGGCAGCCACUGAAGCCACCUGCUGGGACCCCAACCAACCUGGCACCCCAAAGAAAAGGGGAAGCGGAGGUCCCUCCUCCCCCAGCCUUUUUACCUCUUCACCCCAAGCCUUCAUUUCUUAGAGCCUCCUCAGCUGAACCUUCUUCCCUCCUUCCAAAUGCCCCUGGCUGACCCCUCUCCCCAACUGCCACUUUCCACCCUAGAUCCCAUCAUCUUCCCAAUUCCCUUUGUUGCCCAGGUUCUGAUUCCAGUACCCUGGUUCCUGGCUCUGCCAGAAAGUUCUGGUUCCGGAAUGCCCCUCACCAGGUGCCUCGGGCCUACCUCCUGCCCAUAAGGUGGCGCUGAAGACAUGGGUAUGGGCAUCCCCGAGUGCCUGGAGCAACUGGACAUCCGCAGAAGUAUAGUGGGCCUGGCCACCGGUGCCGGGGCCAUCUACCUGCUCUACAAGGCCAUCAAGGCCGCCAUAAAAUGCCAGCCACCCAUCUGCACCACCUCGCCCAUCUGCAUCGCCCGCCUGGCAAUCGAGCGAGAGCGGCACGGGCGGGACUCAGGCGAGCUCCGGAGGCUCCUCAACUCUUUGGAAUGCAAACAGGAUGAGUACACCAAGAGCAUGAUCCUGCACAGUAUCACGCGCUGUGUGUAUUUGUUGGAGGCUGAGGCCUCUGCUUGUACAGCUGAUGACAUCAGCUUGGUAAGCUCCAUGCUGGAUGACAAGGACAACAGCGUUAAAAUCCAAGCUCUGAACACACUUAAAGCUUUCUCCAGCAUCAGAAAAUUCAGGCUCAUAAUCCAGGAACACUCCAUCAAGGUGCUGGAACUGAUCUCUACCAUCUGGGACUCGGAGCUGCACAUUGCCAGCCUCAGACUCCUCAACAACCUCACACUGCCCGACUUCGUGCACCCACAGCUGCGACGGGUGAUGCCAGCCCUGAUGGAGAUCCUGCAGUCAGACUACAUCCUGGCACAGGUGCCCAAGGACCGUGGUCAAGGCUCUACCCCCCUGGCUAGCCCUGGGAGCAGCAUCUGGAAGGAGGAGCAGAGAUUUGCGUCUUCCCUGCUCAGGCCCAGACUUGCCGGUCCUCUGUGUUUUAUUCUUUCCUCUAUCCAGGUGCAAGCCAUACGACUGCUGAGCCACCUGGCACAGAAGAAUGACCUUCUCUAUGACAUUCUCAACUGCCAGGUGCACUCCAACUUCCUGUGCCUAUUCCAGUCCACACAGCCAGGGAGUCUGCUGUUUGAGGUGCUGGUGUUUGCCGAGCGACUGAGCGAGGGCCGGAACUCGCCCCACUACCGCGCUGUGAAAUGGCAUUACAACGAGCAGUCUCUGCAUGAAGCCCUCUUUGGGGACGAGUCGCGACUGGCAGACCGGCUGCUCAGCCUGGUCAUCCACCCCGAGGAGGAGGUGCAGAUCCAGGCCUGCAAGGUCAUAGUCAGCCUGCAGUGGCCCCCGGACUUGGGGGCCCGGUCUUCCUCCUGCCAGCCCAGUUCUUCCUACUUUAAUAACUAAUGGGGAAUAAAAUUAAGGAGAACCAAUAAAUGAGUAUGGGAGAGAAGCUUGGCGGGCAGUGUCUGUCCAGGGCCUUCCAGGGCAGAGGAUAGAUUUCAUCUAGCAUAACCGCAGCCCCAGAGCAUGGCACAGCAAGGGUACGUUUCCCAAAACACAUCCCCACUUCCAUGUAUGCUCUUUGAGGGGACAAACUCUGUCUAAUCUUGCUGCUUUUCAAAUUUGAAUGUGGAUCCCAUGCUUUCAGGGAGUUGGGAGAGGGCAGGUUUGAGGACUGAGGGCUAAUAUUAUCAACAAGAGGCAGCACAGCAUUGGAUUAGUCAGGAUGGGCUGGGCUAGGCUGCAGUAACAAACAAUCCCCCAAAUCUCAGUGGCUUAAAAUGACAAACAUUUAUUUUAUUCACACUGUAUGUCCAUCACAGUUCAGGUGCGGGGAGGGACAGGUGUCUGUUCUACAUCAUCAUCACUCAGGGACUGAGGCUGAGAGAAGCUCCAUCAUUGUGUUUCUACAAUUACUAGGGAAGAAAAAGGAAUGUGGGAGUGAUAACCAGUUCUUAAAGUUCCAACCAGAAAUGAUGCUUAUCACCUCUGGUUAUAUUUCAUUGGCCUAAGGGGUAGGGAAGCUAAAUCUUACCAUGUGUCCAAGGAAGAAUUGAAUGUAUUUGCUGAACAGUAUUAAUGACAGUGAACAGUAGGCAUAUUAGUUAAGAGUGAGAGCUCUGGUAUCAGACUGCUAGAUUUGAAUCCCUGCUCUGUCACUUGGUAGCCCUGUGACGUUGGGCAAGCCAUUUACACUGCCUCAUGAAGCAGUUGGGAGGAUUAUAUGAGCCAAUGAAUGUAAGCCCCUUAGCACAGUGCUCUGUAUACAGAGGGUGUCUAUCAAAUACUGACUCCUAGGAGCUGUGAAAUUACUGAGAAAAUGAAAGAUAAGCACAGGAAAAGGCCUUAGAGAGCAAUGCUUCUAAUAUUUUUCCAGCCUCUUCAGAUUAUAGGCACUAGGGAGUCCCCAGAGCCUUAUAUGUAGCACCCUGAAUACCACUGGAAACCAGAACAUUUGUGAAAGUAAUAAAAAGCCAUAACCAUGAAGUCUGCUGAAAUAAGAAGACUUUCCAACCAAA
Messenger RNA from Choloepus didactylus (southern two-toed sloth), 3632 nucleotides. It is a transcript of the gene ARMC12, whose product is annotated as armadillo repeat containing 12. NCBI's taxonomy places the organism in Eukaryota, Metazoa, Chordata, Mammalia, Pilosa, Megalonychidae. The record is from RefSeq and is a predicted model, not a curated record. The transcript is spliced from 6 exons. Bases 1360 to 2517 code for a protein of 385 amino acids. Gene Ontology annotation, cellular component: nucleus.